AUGGCGCCCACUGCGACAGGUGCCGCCGCCUCUUCGAGCGCAGGUCCCUCGACUUCGGCGGUCGCCGCGGCCCCGGACCCCGCCGAGAUGCCCGGAUCGCUGGAAGAGGCCCAGCAACGCUACCAGCAGACGAAAAAGGCACUGCGGGCCGGACUCGCACAGAAGCGCCAGAUCGACAAGUCGCUGACCGACCUCGAAUCGCAAAUCUACCUCUACGAGGCCUCCUACCUCGCCUCGACCGCCGCUUCGGGGGGCAACAUUGUCAAGGGAUUCGACUCCUACCUCAAAAACACCAGCAGCCAGAGCGCGGCGGCCGCAGCGGCGGCAAAGGGCAUCCCCAUCGAGGUGCCCCUCGAGGACCGCAUCUUUAGCCUCAGUAGCGCCACCUACCAAAAGAGCCUCGAGCUUAAAAAGGCAGAAGAGCUCGCAGCCGAGGCGGGCAAGGAAGACAAGAAGGAGAAGGAGAAGGAAAAGGAUAAAGACAAGGACAAGAGCAGCGGCAGCGGCAGCGGCAGUGGCAGCAGCAAGAAGGACAAGGACAAGGACAAGGACAAGGACAAGGACGACACGCCCAGCAAGCCGGAAAAGGAGGCGAAGAAGAGCAAAAAGGACCGCAACGCGUCAGAGGACCGGGACCGGCGGAGCGGGACGCCGCUGGCCAGAGACAAGGACUCGGCGAGCAGCGCCGUCUCGACGCCCGGCGGCAAGGCGGGCAAGACGACGAGCACCGGCCUCAUUUCGAAGCUCAAGCGCAAGGCCGAGGCCAGCGGAGGCAGCUCGGCCGGCACCCCGGGCGGCAAGAACAGCAAUAAGCGCAAGAAGGAAGACGACUGA
Messenger RNA from Pseudozyma flocculosa PF-1, 834 nucleotides. RefSeq lists its product as uncharacterized. NCBI's taxonomy places the organism in Eukaryota, Fungi, Basidiomycota, Ustilaginomycetes, Ustilaginales, Ustilaginaceae. Gene Ontology annotation, cellular component: NuA4 histone acetyltransferase complex. The record is from RefSeq and is a predicted model, not a curated record. The coding region runs from base 1 to 834 and encodes 277 amino acids. The transcript has a single exon.